AUUGUAGUCUGUGUAGUUGUAUUCGCCAACAAGUGGAAGAAAGGCAUCCAAAAGAGAAUUCGACAAGCACACUUCAAGAAAAAUAAAGGCCUACCCUUGCAGCAGUUGAUCUCAGAUGAAAGCGCCACAAACAAAACAAAGAUAUUCUCCUUGGAGGAACUAGAGAAGGCAACCAACAACUUUGAUGUCACUCGUGUUCUUGGUCAUGGAGGACAUGGUAUAGUUUAUAAAGGGAUUCUAUCUGACCAAUGGGUGGUGGCUAUUAAAAAAUCCAAAAUUGUGGAGCAGACUGAGAUAGACCAGUUUUUCAAUGAGGUUGCUAUCUUAUCUCAAAUCAUCCAUCGCAAUGUGGUGAAGCUAUUUGGUUGUUGCCUCGAAUCUGAGGUGCCUUUUCUGGUGUACGAGUUUAUAUCUAAUGGUACAUUGCAUGACCUUCUUCACGUUGAUGUUACUGCCAAAUGCUUGCUGUCAUGGGAUGAUCGCAUUAGGAUUGCGGUAGAAGCAGCAGGGGCACUUGCUUAUCUGCAAUCGGCUGCUGCAAUACCAAUUUUCCAUAGAGACGUGAAAUCUUCUAACAUACUAUUGGAUAGCAGCUUCGCUACAAAGGUUUCUGACUUUGGUGCUUCAAGGUCUCUUUCCCUCGAUGAGACUCAUGUGAUGACUAUUGUCCAAGGAACAUUUGGUUACCUAGAUCCAGAGUAUUACCAUACCGGGCAGCUAACUGAAAAGAGUGAUGUGUAUAGUUUUGGACUAAUACUUGUGGAACUUUUGACAAGAAAAAAGCCAAUUUUUAUCAAUGGUCUAGGUGCAAAACAAAACCUGUACCAUUAUUUCGUGGAAGGAUUGCAAGAGGGAGCUAUCAUGGAAAUAAUGGAUCCUCAGGUUGUCAAAGAGGCAAAUCCGGAAGAGAUUGAUGAUAUUUGUUCACUUGCAGAAGCAUGUUUGAGACUCAAAGGAAGAGACAGACCUACUAUGAAAGAAGUAGACAUGAGGUUGCAAUUUCUGAGAACUAAGAGGCUAAGAAAAUGCAAAAUUCUCCCGGCUAUUGAUGGAGAGAUUGAUUGUUUUUUAUGCCCAAAGGUUAGUAACUCUGAUGCACAGAUGAAGGUUGUCAAUUCUGGUAAUUCAACAUCUGAAGGUAUCUCCCGUUGCUACAGUCAAGAGCAAGAACUUUCAUCCUCAGUCACUUUGCCACGCUAA
Triticum urartu is the source of this 1200-nucleotide messenger RNA. NCBI's taxonomy places the organism in Eukaryota, Viridiplantae, Streptophyta, Magnoliopsida, Poales, Poaceae. The record is from RefSeq and is a predicted model, not a curated record.